UCCUGGAUUUAAAAUUCAAAAUUUAAUCGUUACUGUCCUGGUUGAUUGUUAAAAUGCAUCGUCGUUGUAUAAUCUGUGGCCAGGAGCCUGGUGACCAAUUCGUCUACCCACGCAACAUCUCGGAGGCACGUCGUUGGCAAAAUUGGGCCAAUCUUAGCGCCUUUGACGUAGACACGGAAACGCUGUGCCGGUAUGGCUGUGUUUGCUCUUCACAUUUGAACGUGGGCCAGAGAUCCAGCUCCGACUUGGGGACCUCAUCUGGUGCUGGUGAGGGUCUAAGGACCCCUGGCGGCUUGCAACGUGCAAAGCGGCCAUGUAGUGUCAAGUGGAGCUCUUCGGGAUCGGGAUCUGAUCCACCCAAACUUCGAAGCGGUCAAAAUUAUCCCACCAAUAACAAAGCUUUCGAGGAAGUGUAUAAUGAAAGCGAUCAGAGCCUUAGUUCGAUGAAUAAAGAAACCAGCAACGUAAACAGGUGCCAAAAUGGUUUUUGCCGAUUUCAAAGUGCCUGCAAUAACAUGCUCAACAAUAACAUGGGUUCCCGUAAUGCCUGCACCUAUACGCCAAGGUCCAACUUAACCGGCAAAAGGCCAUCUAAACCCAUAAUAAUAUCCAAGCUAAGCCAACCUCAAAAAGGCGAAGAAUGCGCUUUCGAUUGCCCAGUGAUUGGGAACAUGGGCACCCGAACUUAUCCAGAAAGGUGCUUUUGUUCAUUCUAUCCAGGAUUGCGGACUACCAACACCGAAGCUUCUCCACAAAUUUUCUGCUGCAGACAUUGCCCAGUACUAAGCCAACAAAAAGUAAUAACAGCACAGGAGAAUAAAACAUCAAGAAAUGGCCAACAAAAAACACGAUACUGCGACAGGGCGUGCUGCCCCGAUGUGAGGAACCAAAGAGCGGAGGACUCGAGUUCCAUGGCAGAUGACUUUAGCAACAUAACAAGUAUCCUGAACGGAGAGGCAGCGCAAGCGCGUGGGAAUAAAGGCAACACAACUAUGCAAAUUAACAACCAGCAAAGCAGAAGUCCCAAUUCGGAGCAAAAGAGCAAAUGCUGCCAGGCUAUAUUUAAAUGUCAGCUUAAGGACCAGGAGGUGCAAUGCUCAAAGCUGACCCUUGCAGAGUCGCAGUCUCAGAGUUCUGAACCUAUUAGUAGAUCUAAGGCUGCUAGUUCUCUGAGCUAUCGAACCUCAAGUUUGGGAACUAGUUUAUCUGCCGGACAUAAAACAAAUUCCAGUAACUUUUCUUAUGCUGGCGACCGAAAGCAUUCAAAUGCCAUAAACGUACUGCUAAUGAACGGAAACCGAAACGACUUUGAUGAUUCGUGCUGCUGUACACCUAAGCUUCGUCCCUCGGGGCCACCUCCGGCGAUUUGCGUACAGGAGUCGGAUCUUACCGGGUCCGACGAACAAGUAGUUUAUCCGAACAUCGAUAAGCCCAACUAUAGAGUUUGUCAGCCUGCCACCGCCGAUCGUAACGAGACCAACGUCCUUGUCCUUGAAGAGGGUCCCAUGGAUGGAUGUUGCCCCAAAACUGCGGGUGAGGGAAAUUCAGCAACUGGUGAGGGUCAGGAUCAGAAUAAGGGAGAGUCGACUUCUGAUCCUAACCAGAGUAGAAAUUGGCAGGACAGAUUUGGUGACAAUUGGCUUGAUAACCCGGCAACGGCUAACUACACAAAACUCCUGGAAAUGCAAAGAGCUCGAAUCAAGGAGCUGGAAACUCUGCUGCAGCAGCACAAUCAGCUGCAGCAGACUAUCCAGCACAAGGUGGCGGAGCUUCAGUGUACAGAUCAGCCGGUUCUUAAAGAUGAAAACAAAACUUAACAUAUUAAAUACAUGCCAAACAAGUGUC
Drosophila ficusphila is the source of this 1845-nucleotide messenger RNA. RefSeq lists its product as uncharacterized. The transcript has a single exon. The record is from RefSeq and is a predicted model, not a curated record. The coding region runs from base 54 to 1817 and encodes 587 amino acids. NCBI's taxonomy places the organism in Eukaryota, Metazoa, Arthropoda, Insecta, Diptera, Drosophilidae.